Messenger RNA from Chelonoidis abingdonii (Abingdon island giant tortoise), 1550 nucleotides. Lineage: Eukaryota; Metazoa; Chordata; Testudines; Testudinidae. The record is from RefSeq and is a predicted model, not a curated record.
AUGUAUUUCCAGCAGUCCUGGAGGGACAAAAGGCUGUCUUACUCUGGAAUACCUUUGAACCUAACUUUGGACAAUAGAGUAGCUGAUCAGCUCUGGGUGCCGGACACAUACUUCCAAAAUGACAAGAAGUCAUAUGUUCAUGGGGUUACAGUGAAAAAUCGAAUGAUUCGACUACAUCCUGAUGGAACAGUCCUUUAUGGCCUACGGAUUACAACUACAGCUGCUUGCAUGAUGGAUCUACGCAGAUACCCUCUGGAUGAACAAAACUGCACACUAGAAAUCGAAAGUUAUGGAUACACCACUGAUGAUAUUGAGUUUUACUGGAAUGGAGGGGAAUCUGCAGUAACAGGAGUUAAUAAUAUUGAGCUCCCACAGUUCUCAAUUGUUGAUUACAAGAUGGUAUCAAAAAAAGUGGAAUUUACAACAGGGGCAUAUCCUCGAUUAUCACUUAGUUUUCGGCUUAAACGAAAUAUUGGUUACUUCAUUUUGCAAACCUACAUGCCUUCCACGUUGAUCACAAUUCUAUCGUGGGUAUCUUUUUGGAUCAACUAUGAUGCCUCUGCUGCAAGAGUUGCCCUAGGAAUCACAACUGUGUUGACCAUGACCACAAUCAGCACUCAUCUCAGGGAGACACUGCCAAAGAUUCCCUAUGUAAAGGCAAUAGAUAUUUACCUCAUGGGUUGCUUUGUGUUUGUAUUUCUGGCCUUGCUGGAAUAUGCCUUUGUAAACUACAUAUUCUUUGGGAAAGGCCCUCACCGUCAAAAAAAAGCAGCUGAGAAGGCUACUGAUGAGAAGGGCAAACCAGAGAUGAAUAAAAUCCAGGUUGAUGCCCAUGGAAACAUUCUUCUUACGACUCUGGAAUUAAGAAGUGAGAUCAGCAGCUCAGAAGUGUUCACAGGUAUCAGUGACCCAAGAGCCACCAUGUAUUCAUAUGACAGUGCCAGCAUCCAGUACAGAAGACCCAUCUCAAGCAGAGAACUCUACAGCAGAAGCACUUUGGACAGGCAUAUGGUUCAUAAAAAGGGGAAUUUACGAAGAAGGGCAUCACAGCUCAGAGUCAAAAUCCCAGAUCUGACAGAUGUUAAUUCUAUAGACAAAUGGUCAAGGAUGGUCUUUCCUAUCACAUUCAUUAUUUUCAAUGUAGUUUAUUGGCUUUACUAUAUCCACUAAUGUAUGCACUGAUCAUCCCAUCCCUAGAUUUAUUUUCUUCCCUUCAUUUUGUUAACUCUCCAGGACUGCAGUAGCCAUAAUGCUACAUUUCCAAGAGCUGUUAUCCACAUUUCCUGCACUACAAUCACAAUAUGACCAUUUGUUUAGGAGCCCCGCACUGAUAAUUAAUGAAAAGGAUGGUCAUAAUAUCCCACCAAACUAUUAACAGAGUGGCCCAGCAGCUGAACAGGAAACAUUCUCAGAGUAGUUAGUUAAUCAAUCUCCAGAGGCAGAAUAAAACAGGCAACUUAAAUCUGACAUUCCCUAACUGCAAGUUACCAUGGGCUGUUCAUGUGGUACUGAAGCCCAGACUGAACUGUACUUGGUCCAGAGAAGAGCAA